GCGUAGCAAAGUGAUAUUCUUCCUCUUUUCCUGUUUCUACAGCCUACGUUAGUUUGUCAGCAUGCCGCACUCUUUCGGUCUUCGCGCUCGCACCCGCCACAUGUUCUCUCGCAAGUUCCGCGAGCAUGGCGCCAUUCCUUUGUCGACUUAUUUGAAGACCUACAAGGUCGGUGACAUUGUCGACAUUAAGGCUAACGCUGCCGUCCAGAAGGGUAUGCCCCACAAGUUCUACCACGGCCGUACUGGUGUUGUUUACAACGUCACCAAGUCCUCCGUCGGUGUGAUCAUCAACAAGCGUGUUGGUGGCCGCUUCAUGGAGAAGCGUGUCAACCUCCGUAUUGAGCACGUUAAGCACUCCAAGUGCCGUCAAGAAUUCUUGGACCGUGUUAAGGAAAACGCUGCCAAGAAGAAGGCUGCUAAGGAAUCUGGUGAAAAGGUCUUCUUGAAGAGACUUCCUGUUCAGCCCCGCGAAGCUCGCUACGUCAAGGCCAAGAAGAACGUUCCUCAGACCAUCACUGCCGUCCCCUACGAGACUCUUUUGUAAAGAAAUGUUUGUAUAUUAUGGUGCGCCUUAAUAAUAAAAGCAUAAAAGAAACGGGGAAUAGGACUAUUCUAU
Molecule: messenger RNA, 616 nt
Organism: Zychaea mexicana
Lineage: Eukaryota; Fungi; Mucoromycota; Mucoromycetes; Mucorales; Lichtheimiaceae
Product: 60S ribosomal protein L21-A
Exons: 5
Coding region: 62-544 (160 amino acids)
Biological process (GO): translation
Cellular component (GO): cytosolic large ribosomal subunit; ribosome
Molecular function (GO): structural constituent of ribosome
Source: RefSeq, a predicted model, not a curated record